CCGAGAUGUGCUUGAAUAUGAAACAGGCAUUUGAAAGUUUAGAAGCAGACUAUUAAGAAGAAAGCCACCUCAGCUGUGUCACCAUGAUUCAGAUUGCUCCUUUCACAUGUAAACAAGAUCUCUGUGGUCGAAGCAAGCCAGUAGAAGCCCUUUCCUUCCUGUUAACUGAACCUGACUCUGGAGUCCUCGACUGGUUCCUGCUUCUUCUCUGGCAACACAUGAGUUCUACAACUACUAGAUUCUGAAGGCUGCAUUUUUCCAAGGAGUCACUUUUGCCGAUGCCGGAAAGUUCCAAUGAGGAACAAUCUCUCGGAAGAGCUGGCCCACCCAACUUACCUUGGCCUUAAUGGAAGUGCAGAGGCGCGGAUGCUGCACAGCACCACACAGGGAAACUGCACCGAUCCUGGCAUCCACUUCCAGCAUUCCCUUUAUGCAGUUACAUAUACAGUCGUCCUCAUCCCAGGCCUCCUGGCCAACAUGUUAGCCCUGUGGAUGUUAAGCUCGUACAUCAGAAAGCGGAACAAAACCAUCAUUUUCCUGGUGAACUUGGCCUUAGCUGACCUCGCUCACAUUAUGUCCUUACCUCUACGGAUAUAUUAUUAUAUCAACAACGUGUGGCCAUUUGGGCUCUUCCUUUGUCAGUUCUGUUUCUACCUGAAGUACCUCAACAUGUACGCCAGCAUCUGCUUCCUCACCUGCAUCAGCAUCCAACGGUACCUCUUCCUGCUCUACCCGUUCAAAGCCAAAAACUGGAAACGGAGGUACGAUAUCAGCAUAUGCGUCGCCAUAUGGAUCAUUUCGGGAGCUAGCUGCCUGACGUUUCCCUUGUCCAGAAAAUUUGAAAAUCCCACGUCUUGCUUCACCGAACUUGGCAUCAAAACAGGCAACAAAGUCACGUCUUUGCUUAUGGUGACAUUGGCCGAAUUCUUUGGGUUUGUGAUUCCUCUCGUCGCCAUUGUCUAUUGCACCUGGAAGACCAAAAUGUCGCUUCAGGAACCCCAAAUACAUUUGCAGAGCACCAGUGAGAAGCAGAAGGCUUUGCGAAUGAUUGCCAUGUGUGCCGUCGUCUUCUUUGUAUGUUUUACACCAUAUCAUGUUGUGUUUUUCUUUUAUAUGUUGGUAAAAAACCAAGUGAUUACAAACUGCGCCUCACGCCAAAGUAUCCUCUACCUUCACCCGUUUUGUUUAAGCCUUGCAAGCUUCAACUCCUGCUUGGAUCCAGUCCUAUAUUUUUUUACGACAUCGGAGUUCCGCCGGAUAUCGAGACAUAGCAGUUUGGCCUUUAGGAGUCGUUUGAUGAGCAAGGAAAGUGCUUCGUCUGUUAAGGAAUAAAAUGAUAAAGUCUGACUUUGGGCUGACUUCAGAUUCAUCAGAGAAUUAAUUUCUGCAUUUGAGUUCCCUGUGCUGAGAGGGUGUGUGUGUGUGUGUGUGUGUGUGUGUGUGUGUGUGUGGCCAUGGCCUCGAAGACCUCUUAAGGUCCCUUGUGACUGUAACAUGCUAUGAUUGUGCAGUGUUAUCAGAGGCUCUUGGAGCAAUUUGAAAUGUCAGUGCAAACGCUAGGGUUUUAAUUAAAUAAUUACAUCCAAUUAAAUAAACAGAGCAGGCAAACCCUGUGCAUGCA
Molecule: messenger RNA, 1621 nt
Organism: Hemicordylus capensis (graceful crag lizard)
Lineage: Eukaryota; Metazoa; Chordata; Lepidosauria; Squamata; Cordylidae
Product: putative P2Y purinoceptor 10
Exons: 3
Coding region: 295-1332 (345 amino acids)
Biological process (GO): positive regulation of Rho protein signal transduction; phospholipase C-activating G protein-coupled receptor signaling pathway
Cellular component (GO): membrane
Molecular function (GO): G protein-coupled receptor activity
Source: RefSeq, a predicted model, not a curated record